AUGUCAAACAUUGAGUUUGAAACAGUUAGAAAGAUAGACAAUGACACCAAAGUGGUUAGAAUAGGUGAUUUAAACGUAAGAUACUCAAAGAAAUACAACAAAUAUUCUUUGUCAGACAUUAUAACACCAUCUGGAAAGAAAACAAACGACUGGGUUAGAAAUGCUUCAACUCAGAAAAUUUUGACAAGAAAUCCUGAGCUUAUGAUAUCAGUAGCAUUUCAUGGAACAAGAGCAUAUCUUAUAGACAAAAGUCUUAUACCAAUAGUUUUGUUAUGGUUAGACCCAGUUGUUGGAUAUAACUUCAUAACUUAUGGUUCAUUCGAUACUGAACGUUGCAGUGAAGGCUUACUUUACAUCGUUCAGAAACCGAAGGACUUCAAUACAAAGAGAUAUAAGAUAGGAAGAACAUAUAAUAUAACUCAAAGAUAUGACAGUACAGUCAAUAGAGUCAAGGUUGUGUUCGUUAAUGAUAUGAGAGCUGCAGAAACAGAACUACUUGAAAAGUUUGAAGUAGAUGAGAUAGAUAAAGCUAUAAAAUUAUUUGACGAAGUUGCUGAAAAAUACAUGUAA
Trichomonas vaginalis G3 is the source of this 570-nucleotide messenger RNA. RefSeq names its product organellar and viral DNA polymerase type B. NCBI's taxonomy places the organism in Eukaryota, Parabasalia, Trichomonadida, Trichomonadidae. The coding region runs from base 1 to 570 and encodes 189 amino acids. The transcript has a single exon. The record is from RefSeq and is a predicted model, not a curated record.